AUGCCUCCUCCAUAUAGCAACGUUUGGAAUUACUUUCGAGCAGAUGCUGUUGCAUACAUUAAUGCUAAUCGAAACUGGACACCGGCGCAGCGAAACCACACUGUUUCCACGAUAUGGGCUGGGCACCCAGCUGUCAAAUAUCAUUAUGAUGUCGGAACACUAGACGCGCAUGGUGGGCGGACAGUCUUGAGCCCAGGCUUACCGAUCCCAAACCCCAUUCCAGUAGUGCCAUAUACACUCGCACAUGUUCAUUAUGCGAAAGCGACUGGAACAUUGCCUAUGCUGGCACCACCACCUGCACCUACACUUCUGCCAGUUCCGGUUCCAAUUCCUGCUCCAGCUCCAGUACCCGACCCCGCCCCUACUUCCGCUCCAGAACCUCGAUAUGUUAGUUCCCAACUGCAUGACUUUUGGCCAAGGCUUCCAUGGUCUCCUGAACCCAGGCUACCACCCUUUGACGCAGAGGUUAUCAAGACAGACAAAGCAUCAAAAGAUGCUUGGCUCGGUACCAAACCACUUAUGUCUCCAUCAAGGGAUGAGUCUCAGUGGCGCGGUGUCCUCAUGUUAGGGAGUGGGGCUUUUGGUGCCGCGGGCUUAUGGGUUCAAACUGAUGCCGCAAACAACAUUCAAGACAGAAUGGUAAUCAAGGAAGCUACCACUUUUGUAAACAGUCAGUGGCGAGAUCCGAGGAACUGGCGAGAUAGAUUACCUCGCGAGAUCAGGAUUCACGAGCUUGUGGAAGAGAGACGUAUUGUGGAGCCUGAUUCUUGCCGCCAUCUCAUUCACUGUCGUGGACAUCGAUUAUGGAUGCGAUUAAAACGCUACAGACUAUAUCUCGACUUCCAGGCUGGGGGUGAUAUAUACCACGCAGUUUAUCCCUAUAUCAGAAAUUGGUAUAAGAAAUAUCCUAGCCAGAAUCAGUUUAUCCCAGAAGGCUUCAUCUGGUAUAUGCUAAAAGCACUGGCCACUGCCUGCCUAGUUUUACAGAAGGGAACGGUGUCAGGUGGAGAAGUGGAGGGAUGGCGAUCGAUCACUCAUCUUGACUUGCAAACGACUAAUGUCCUUCUGGAUACGACUGCCCUACUGAAAGAGGAGCCCCUUGAUGAGCCUCUCGGCAUAUUUCAUGAAGCAGAUACACAAGAACUGGGUGGUAGCGACAAAGCCGUGGAUGGCUCGAAUACAAACUGGGGCAAAGAGCCUCCAUUUGUUCCCAUUCUUACCGACUUUGGUAUAUCCUUCUUCAGCCCCGAGAGUCAUGGCUGCCCGCUUUCCGACAACCCAGAAGACUUUCUCAUCUCGGUCUGUGGCCGGUAUCCUCCCGAAAUGCAUCAACAAUCCCCUCCUUAUCAAAUCAAACUGGGCGAGAAGACAGAUGUUUGGGGCAUCGGUAACAUUGCAUGGACACUGAUUACGAACAGCUAUGGCGAUCAUGGACCGAUCCGCUGCGAUGGCGGAAAUAAAAGCACCUAUUUCGCUCGGUUUAGCAGUCAAGUCCCCGUGGCUGUCGAAUGUGAACGCAACAAUGCGCCCCAUGACGAACAUGGUGUGCUCGCGGAAGGGUGCAGAAGAUGUCGAGCUGCUAGUAAAUAUAGCCAACGCAUCAAGGAUUUAGUGCGGCGGUGUGUGAACUUUAAUCAAGCCGAUAGGCCUUCCUUGACCGACAUCAUUGCCCAGGCUAAUGAGGUCCUGGUAAAAGGCUCGCCAGAGAUGGACCAGGUCAUGUAUAGAGACGGACUUCACUUUACAAUCCCAAACUCCAAGGGAUUCGCGAUUGGGGAUCAUUUGCCUUAA
Exserohilum turcica Et28A is the source of this 1791-nucleotide messenger RNA. RefSeq lists its product as uncharacterized. Gene Ontology annotation, molecular function: protein kinase activity; ATP binding. NCBI's taxonomy places the organism in Eukaryota, Fungi, Ascomycota, Dothideomycetes, Pleosporales, Pleosporaceae. Gene Ontology annotation, biological process: protein phosphorylation. The record is from RefSeq and is a predicted model, not a curated record. The transcript is spliced from 4 exons. Bases 1 to 1791 code for a protein of 596 amino acids.